Ictidomys tridecemlineatus (thirteen-lined ground squirrel) is the source of this 4121-nucleotide messenger RNA. NCBI's taxonomy places the organism in Eukaryota, Metazoa, Chordata, Mammalia, Rodentia, Sciuridae. The record is from RefSeq and is a predicted model, not a curated record.
UCCGCGUCACCCAGUGUCGGCGGGUGGCGGUUGGGGUCGGGCCAAUGGGGAAAAUGGCGGCUUCGGCCGGUGGGCACCGGCCUGCGGCUGGGUGUCGGGCUGGCCCCUAGGAAACUUAGUGAGAACCCAGCGGGCACCUCCUGGUUUCGUCUUUCCCCGAGUUGGCUGUUACAGAGGGGACGAAAGGAAAGGGAUGAGGAAAUGGGAAACCGACUCACUUUGAGUAUGUCAAAAAUCCUAACUUCCGAAUGGCACCGUGCAGAUGAUAGGCUAGUGUUCAUUUUUGGCAGGAGAAUAAAUGUUAGAGUAAGCAUUGAACUGCAAUCAGUUUCUAAUCCAGUUCAUAGAAAGGAUUUGGUUAUUCGUCUGACUGAUGAUACAGAUCCAUUUUUUCUGUAUAAUCUUAUUAUAUCUGAGGAAGAUUUUCAAAGUUUAAAAUUCCAGCAAGGUCUUCUGGUAGACUUCUUAGCUUUCCCACAAAAAUUUAUAGAUCUCCUUCAACAGUGUACUCAAGAACAUGUUAAAGAAAUUCCAAGGUUUUUGCUACAGUUAGUUUCUCCAGCAGCUAUUUUGGAUAAUUCACCUGCAUUUUUAAAUGUGAUAGAGACAAAUCCUUUUAAGCAUCUUACACAUCUCUCACUAAAACUCUUACCUGGAAAUGAUGUGGAAAUAAAGAAAUUCCUAGCAGGUUGUUUGAAAUGUAGUAAGGAAGAAAUAUUAUCAUUGACACAAUCACUAGAUGAUGUUACUAGACAACUGAACUUGACACAAAAGACAUUAUCAGAAAAAAUACAAGAAUUAGAAAAGUUACGGAAUGAAUGGGAAUCACACACAGCAUCAUUGACAAAUAAGCAUUCUCAGGAACUGACGAAUGAGAAGGAAAAGGCUUUACAGGUACAAGUUCAAUAUCAACAGCAGCAUGAACAACAGAAAAAAGAUUUAGAAAUCCUCCAUCAACGAAAUAUCCACCAGCUACAGAACAGAUUGUCAGAGUUAGAGGCACUUAAUAAAGACCUAACUGAAAGGAAAUAUAAAGGAGACUCCAGUAUUAGAGAACUUAAAGCAAAACUUUCUGGUGUUGAAGAGGAGCUGCAACGAACUAAGCAAGAAGUCCUCUCUUUGCAAAGAGAGAAUUCUACGUUAGAUGCUGAAUGCCAUGAGAAAGAAAAGCAUAUUAAUCAGCUACAAACAAAAGUGGCAGUUUUAGAACAAGAAAUCAAGGAUAAAGACCAACUUGUUUUAAGAACAAAAGAAGCAUUUGAUACAAUCCAGGAACAAAAGGUGGCUUUAGAAGAAAGUGGUGAGAAGAAUCAGGUACAACUGGGAAAACUUGAAACUACGAUAAAAUCAUUAUCAGCAGAACUUCUGAAGGCAAAUGAAAUUAUUAAGAAGUUACAAGGAGAUUUGAAAACCCUAAUGGGCAAAUUGAAACUGAAGAAUACAGUUACUGUUCAGCAAGAAAAACUCUUGGCUGAGAAGGAGGAAAAAUUACAAAAGGAACAAAAGGAACUACAAGAUGUUGGACAGUCUCUUCGAGUUAAGGAGCAAGAGGUAUGCAAAUUACAAGAACAGUUAGAAGCUACAGUUCAAAAACUUGAGGAAAGCAAACAACUUCUAAAAAAUAAUGAAAAGUUAAUCACAUGGUUAAAUAAAGAACUAAAUGAAAAUCAGCUAGUGAGAAAGCAAGAUGUGUUGGGACCUUCUACCACUCCUCCUGCACAUUCUAGCAACAACACAAUCAGAAGUGGAAUUUCUCCUAACCUGAAUGUGGUUGAUAGUAGGCUGACUUACCCAAGCUGUGGGAUUCCUUAUCCUGUCUCCUCUGCAUUUGCAUUCCAGAAUACUUUUCCUCAUCUGUUAUCUGCCAAAAAUACCAUCCACCCAGUUUCAGGACCGAAGGUUCAGUUUAACUUGCAGUUUACAAAACCAAAUAUAUCACUAGGAGAUGUUCAGUCAGGAGCAACCAUUAAUGUGCCUUGCUCAACUGAUAAGGAAAAUGGUGAAAAUUUAGGAUUGGAAUCUAAAUACUUGAAGAAAAGAGAAGAUAGCAUUCCUUUACGUGGACUGAGCCAGAAUCUGUUUAGUAAUUCAGAUCAUCAGAAAGAUAGCAAUCUAGGAGUGAUGCAGACAUCUUCCAAACCCACAGUGCUCCCCUCUACAUCUUCGGCCUAUUUUCCUGGGCAGUUACCAAACAGUUAAUUCUAGCAUUGUCUUUUUACUUUCUGUUGACAUUUCAGAAACUCAGGUGUUUUAAAAAUAUCUUAACAGGCAGAAGUCAAAUCCUAACCAGGCAAGUUUCAGAUUUUACUUGAGCUACCUACCAUUAGACUGUUUAGAUCCUUAAUACUACUACUGGAUUUAUAGCACACAGUUAAAAAAACAAUAAAUUUAUGUUCAGGGAUUGGUAAAGAUGCCGAGUAAAAGAUAUUUUGGUCUGUAAACAUGUUGUUUUACAAAAUAACAGGAUGAAUUUUAAACUAAUUAUUAGAAUUUCAGUUCUAAGGGAAGAGAUGAUCCUUACAGAGGAUAUUCUAAUCAUUUAGAAGGUAUGAGUAAAUUGCAGCCUGCACAAGAAAAUAAUACUAUGAAAGAAACCAAAGAAUGCUAAUAAUUCAGUUUAUUGUUUUCAUUGAUAAAAUGUGUUAAGUUUGCCACCUGAGGAUUAUGAGGAAAUAGAUUUUCUCUUAAGAUUAUCUCUAUUAUUGAUAUUGAUAUUAAAGGGAAAAGUCCUAAAGCUACCUUGAGUGAAAUGAAUUAAACCUUCAUAGCAAGCAAAUAUGAGUGUUUUUCUUGUAACAUGUAAGUUAGCAGUUAAGUCUGUUAAAUAACUUUUGAUGUGCUUAUUAGGCCAGGUGUGGUGACACAUGCCUGCAUUCCCAGCUACUCCGGAGGCUGAGGCAGGAGGAUCACAAGUUCAAGGCCAGCAUGGGCAAUUUGGUGAGACCCUGGGUCAAAAAAAAUAAAAGGGCUAGGAAGUAGCUUGGUGGCAAAAGGCUUGCAUAUGCAUAAGGCCUUGGGUUCCAUCACCAGCACAUUAGAAAAGUAAAUAAUUUGGAUAAUAUUUUUACAUGACCAAAUUAGUAUAUGGUACUUUUACACUGGAGCUGAACCAUUUAUAGGAUUUUAGUGUUUUCUAUAAGUUUAUACCCAUCCUGUCCUUCUCCUUAAUUGGAAGUUUUAUUGUUAUGCAGUUAAAUCUGUAUCAGUGGGAUUUGGUUUUAAUAGCUCUAUACAAAAUCUUUACUAGAAGUGCAUCAUGGAUAUUCAUUGUCUUUGUUUCUAAAAUACCAGAACAUGGCUUCCUUUUAAUGUUUACUUGACAAAGUAGACAAAACUGUUAAAACUUUCUUCUCUUCCCCAUUACUAAAAGUUUCAGGUUAAGAACAAUUCCUAUGGAGAAAAAUUAGGUGAUUUAAAAAAUUUCACCCAGGAUCAUAGAGCCCAUUAUCUUCUUGUUGACAACCAUCCAAUACAGAGUACAUUCUCAAAAAUAACCUAAAUUUGUUUGCAAAUUUUGAAACUCAUUGCUUGUGAUAAUGACAUACCUAUAUCACUGGGUUCAUAAGAAUUGUUGCUAAAUAUUUUUAAAAUACUUAUACUUUGAAAUUGCUGGCAAUUGUCUUUAAGUGAGGGAUCUAAACAGAAUAUUGAGUAACUAGUAUUAGGUAGCAACUUUUUUUCUCCCUCUAUUAGAUAUACUAUAUUAGUAAGAAUACUCAAGUUACAAUAACUUGAAAGCACUUAUUCUGGAAAGAAGUCUUUUGGUAACAUAAGAAUCUGCUUUGUUGUAAAUACUAUGUAAUAUAUAUAAAAAACCACUGUGACAGGGUUUGGAUGGAAUAUACGACCCACAGGUAGCUUUUUUUUUAAUGUGUCCUUUUCCAUAUACAUAAAUUGAAAUUGAAUUUCUAAGAUAGGAUAGAGAUCAUUCUGACAUUAACUUACUAAAGACUGUUUGUAUUAAAUGUACAUAUGUAGACUUCUGAGUGAUAAUUUUUUGCUCUACCUCUUUUAUUUGAAAUUGUAUUCCAGUAUAAAAUUGUACAUGUGUUAAUAAUCCAAAGGUUACAUUUAAUGUUAUUUCUAUAAACUGAGCUUUGUUAAUAAAGUAUUAAAAUUAC